Molecule: messenger RNA, 1031 nt
Organism: Poeciliopsis prolifica (blackstripe livebearer)
Lineage: Eukaryota; Metazoa; Chordata; Actinopteri; Cyprinodontiformes; Poeciliidae
Product: beta-2-microglobulin-like
Exons: 4
Coding region: 108-458 (116 amino acids)
Biological process (GO): positive regulation of T cell activation; peptide antigen assembly with MHC class II protein complex; antigen processing and presentation of exogenous peptide antigen via MHC class II
Cellular component (GO): MHC class II protein complex
Molecular function (GO): MHC class II protein complex binding
Source: RefSeq, a predicted model, not a curated record
ACUAACGUCUUCACUUUCGGUUUGAGUUGUUGCGCAGUUUUUGCCGUCGUUUUUAUACGAAGAGAAAGCACCGUCUUCUGCCAGAGACCGUCUUAAAACAAAGAAUCAUGAAGGAGUUGGUUUUCCUGGUCAUUGUUCUCUACUCGUCUCAUGCUGUUCUGGCUAAAACAGUGUCACCAAAGGUGCAGAUCUACAGUCGCAACCCUGGGCUGUACGGGAGCAAAAACGUCCUCAUCUGCCACGUCAGCGGCUUUCACCCACCAGAGAUCAAAAUCGAUUUGCUGAAGAAUGGACAGGAAAUAGCUGACGUCAAGCAGACUGACCUGGCCUUUGAGGAGAACUGGCACUACCACCUCACCAAGCACGCAAAUUUCACUCCAGCGGAUGGAGAGCGCUACAUUUGCAGAGUGACACAUGUGGGAAAGACAACAUUCCAUGAAUGGGAUGCUGAUGUGUAAGAUGUACACACUGUUACUCUAGGUGUCUUCUGCUUGUAAAGGAUGAAGUUUGGAGUUUGCCUAUAAUGCUGAAUUUGUGAAUUUUGGCUCUCACAGAAAGUAAACAAGAACUUAACAAGUAAACAAAUUGGAACUUAAAAGUGUUUUUGAGCUUUCCGAAUAGAGUAAGGUAAAAUGACACCUAAGAUUGAAAGCGGAAUAACUUUUGUACGUUUCAUUUUCCUUAUUUUGUCUCUGAUUAUUGUCUUGGAUCUGGCUAUUUUAAACUCGUCUUACUUUGAGUCAGCAUGGCAGCCAUGUGAACAGCAAGUCAGACUAAAUCUAAAAAAUACUAAACAAUCAAAAUGAUAUUUACAUUUUGUCAUUUACUAUAUUAAUCACAUGCAGUCUCCUUUCUGAUGGUGUGAGGUUAGAGCAGACUAAAUCUGCAUUUUAUCUUAACUUUUAUGUUUUAUCUAUAAAGCUUCAAAGGUGAUUAAAGAAAAAUUCUGUUGGGAUGCAAUAACUUUGAAAUGAUUUCACUGGAUUUUUGUAUAUAUGAUUUAAACAUAAAAUAAAAUUGGCUAAGAUUUA